Molecule: messenger RNA, 1248 nt
Organism: Drosophila gunungcola (fruit fly)
Lineage: Eukaryota; Metazoa; Arthropoda; Insecta; Diptera; Drosophilidae
Gene: CkIIbeta
Product: casein kinase II subunit beta
Exons: 6
Coding region: 5-703 (232 amino acids)
Cellular component (GO): cytoplasm; protein kinase CK2 complex
Molecular function (GO): protein kinase regulator activity
Source: RefSeq, a predicted model, not a curated record
CAAAAUGAGCAGCUCCGAGGAAGUCUCCUGGGUCACCUGGUUCUGUGGACUUCGUGGCAAUGAGUUCUUCUGCGAGGUGGACGAAGACUACAUACAGGAUAAAUUCAAUUUAACUGGUUUAAAUGAGCAGGUGCCUAACUAUCGCCAGGCCUUGGACAUGAUCUUGGAUCUGGAGCCGGAGGACGAGCUCGAGGACAAUCCCCUGCAGUCCGACAUGACCGAGCAGGCCGCCGAGAUGCUCUACGGCCUCAUACACGCUAGAUAUAUACUAACAAAUCGCGGCAUCGCUCAAAUGAUCGAGAAAUAUCAAACUGGCGAUUUCGGACACUGCCCACGUGUCUACUGCGAAAGUCAGCCCAUGCUGCCCUUAGGUCUGUCGGACAUCCCCGGCGAGGCAAUGGUAAAGACCUAUUGCCCCAAGUGCAUUGACGUGUACACACCCAAAUCGUCGCGCCACCACCACACCGAUGGCGCCUAUUUUGGAACUGGAUUUCCACACAUGCUCUUCAUGGUGCAUCCCGAGUAUCGUCCCAAGCGUCCUACUAAUCAGUUUGUUCCAAGGCUGUAUGGCUUUAAAAUACACAGCUUAGCUUAUCAAAUUCAGCUGCAGGCAGCAGCCAAUUUUAAAAUGCCACUACGAGCGCAGCCGGUAACGCCUGCAAAUAAGCCGAAGAUCCCCAAGCCAGCGGCGGGCAAGAAUUAAGGAUAACCCAGCUCCCUCAAGAAGAAACCGAAACAAGAGAAACUACAUCCAAUACAGUCAUCCACAUCCACUCACUUAAACAAACGCACACACACACACACACACACACAUAACCCCAAAACACACACAGAACGAAGAGAAGAGUAGAAGCAGCAAAGCAACCGCUUGGAAAAUAAGGAUGUGGAUGAUGAAGAGAGACGGCAGGCAGCGCCCACGCAACGAACCGAAUGAAUAAACAAGAAGCCCCAAAAAAGCACACACACACACUCAACCCAGACACACUCACACUCAUGAGCAUGCACGGACAAGCAGGGAAAAGGAUCUCGCGCUGCAUACUUUUCCCAUGUGCACACACUGUAAUAAAACCAAGAGUAACGGCAAGUGUUGCCUUACCGUUCACAGAAGCAAUAAAAAUCGUGUGACAGUGUUCAACAAUCAAUCAAAAACGCAAAGAAUACGAAAGAUAAAUAAAUAGAGAAGCCAGCAUUUAAAAUUGAUUGCAGAUUGUGUGUGUUCAGUAAAAUAAUAAUAAAAAAAAAAAAAAA